AUGUCAAUCUAUUCACUUUCUCAGGUCUACGAUUGGGAGUUUGACUCGGAAUUUGACUCCAUUGCAGUUGGAAAGAAGUAUGUUUGGGGAACAUUGAAGAAUAAAUCCUUGAUUUUAAUUGACAAAAGCAAUUAUAAAAAAUUUACAAUUAUCCCAUUAUUACAUAAAUCACAAACACUUCCACGAUUGAUAUUAGAUAGCUCUGGUGAUAACUGUGCAAUUUUAUAUCAAAAUGGCGAUGUUUUUCAUGCGUCAAGUCAAUUUACCACAUUUACUGAAUUAAAAUAUCCCAGAAGUUCUAUAGCUACAUGUGGAACAUGGGUAGAACAAACUAACAAGACAAGUUUAAUUCUUUGCACUCAAAGAGGAGAAGUUUUACAAAUUUUCUUGAAAUCAAUGAAUAGAUGCCAGUUCAUAUAUGCGUUACCUAAACCAGAAGAAAUCUAUUCGAUAUCCAUACAAACAGAGCCACAAGUUUUCAUUUUUCUCAAAUUGAAAGAUCGAAUCAUUUAUUUUCACGGUACGGACUCAUUAGAAUUUGUAUUUGCGUCAGGCGCAGCUAACCACAACUUCAUGCUGCCUCCAAAUACUCCUACAAUCAGUAAUUCUCUACUUACAACUUCUGAAGGCACAGAAUACUGUAGAUUGGUCACACCGUUCGCCAAUGGUAUUAUGAUCUUCGAAGCUGUAGGUUCUGAGAAUAAAACUGUCACUUUUUCGCAAAAUUUCAUUGGAUCGAAUUCAUCUGAGCGAAUUACAGGAUUAGAGAUUCUCCAGUGGGGCGUCUUGGUUUGUUAUAAGAGUAACAUCACUUUUUAUUCAUUCCAAGGCGGUCAAUGCCAAAUUAAUUUUCCUGAUACUUUUUAUUUGAAAUACGAAGACAAAGAGAUCCUUAUUUCCAAUGGAAUACAAAUAUGUGUGAUAUCUCUUAAUAAUUUUAGAGAACAUAUCGCAAGCGAAGCAAUAGAAAAAGGAAAUUACGUAUUAGCUGAAUAUAUUGGCCAAGGAGUGGUUGACGUUGAUACAUUAUUGUUCAGAAAAAUCCUUACAAUGGACCCUGAUGAAGGAGCAAAGGUAAUUAUGAGCAAAAACUGGAAUUUGGAAAAUAUUCUUUUGAAAUUGAAAGAAAAACCACUUUUAGCCAUUUCUGUUUUGAAAUUAUACGUAGAAAAAAUUCCUAGACACCUCUCCAAGCAAAGAACCCUUGUUCUUCAUCUUAUAUUAUCUUAUUAUUGUUUUUUGUAUCCGAAUUCGAAAGAUGACAUGGUAGAGUUCAUUGUCAAGUACAAGAGAUACAUGAUGUUCAAUCAGACCCUCAAACAACUCCAAGAAUUCGAGAUUUCGGAAGGAAUUGUCGCAUUAUGCGAUCCGAAGUCCGAAAAAGAAUCUCUAUUGGAGUUAUACAUAUCUAGAAGGGAUAUCUCGAAGAUUUUCGAAAUAAUCAAUCGAGAAUACGAUGAAAAUUUUGUUUUGAAAAUUUUAUUGCGAAUUUUGCCUUUCGCUGACCAAGAGAUUGCCAAAUUCUUGUCUGCGAACACUGUUAUAAGGAGCGCGUCUCUGAUUCCCCUUUUAUCAAUAAAUCCGGAGUUUGCGACAAAAUCAAUAAAAUCAGAUUUUCCAAAUAUAGAUACGGACAAUCUGUUGUAUCUAUCAUACGCAAAGCUUGGCCAAGAUGGUAAAAUUGUCCGCAAAAUGACAAGAGGAUACCCUGAUUCUGCAUUUUUACUAAGAACGUGCAAAAAGUACGGAAUGACUGAAUCUGUGUCGAGAUUAUGGCUGGAUAUGGGUAAAAUAGAAAGGGCUAUUGAUGUUUCUUUCUCAAAAGGCAAAAAAUUCGCAAUUAAUAUUGCAAAUGGAUUAUUUAACCAAGAAGAGAAGCAGAGAACAUGGAAAAGGAUACUACAGCUUGCAAAUGAGGAAGAUAAGAUAGAAAUGGUCAAUAAAAUCCUCGAAGAAAACAUUUUUUCGUUUGAAGAUAUUAUUGAGUACGUAAAUGGUUCAGAACUAACUGCAACGUACACGGAUAUGAUAUUAAAGGCAAGCGAAGACAUUCAGAAGGAAUCCGAGCCAGUUUCGUUUGAGAAAUUUGAUGAAUCUCCAAAACAUAGGAAUAUUUCAAUAACUUUCAACACAGAAUGUUGUUUAUGUGGUCAGAAACUUGUUGGAACACAGUUUGUCUGCUACCAAUGUGGCCAUUUCUGUCAUUCUGAUUGUGUCAAAGAAUUUAUCGACCAUUUCACGGAAACAGGAGCAAUUCUUGACUCAUCGGAUAUCUCUGUAACUGAUUCAUGUCCUGUAUGUGGAUUCCUCUCAAUUUCUUCAAUUAUGGAACCAUAUUAA
Molecule: messenger RNA, 2340 nt
Organism: Trichomonas vaginalis G3
Lineage: Eukaryota; Parabasalia; Trichomonadida; Trichomonadidae
Product: notochord cell vacuolation
Exons: 1
Coding region: 1-2340 (779 amino acids)
Biological process (GO): organelle fusion; vacuole organization; endosome organization
Cellular component (GO): HOPS complex; endosome
Molecular function (GO): protein-macromolecule adaptor activity
Source: RefSeq, a predicted model, not a curated record